Manacus vitellinus (golden-collared manakin) is the source of this 5020-nucleotide messenger RNA. It is a transcript of the gene PDE3A, whose product is annotated as phosphodiesterase 3A. The record is from RefSeq and is a predicted model, not a curated record. The transcript is spliced from 15 exons. Gene Ontology annotation, cellular component: cytosol. Gene Ontology annotation, molecular function: 3',5'-cyclic-AMP phosphodiesterase activity. The coding region runs from base 1 to 2469 and encodes 822 amino acids. Gene Ontology annotation, biological process: oocyte maturation; positive regulation of oocyte development. Lineage: Eukaryota; Metazoa; Chordata; Aves; Passeriformes; Pipridae.
AUGGGGCAUUCUGAAUGGGAUCACAAACGAGGACCCAGAGGCUCACAGUCUUCUGGUACCAGUAUCACAGUGGAUAUCGCUGUCAUGGGAGAAGCACAUGGGCUCAUCACAGACCUUUUGGCCGAUCCUUCACUGCCCCCCAACGUGUGCACAUCGCUGAGAACAGUGAGCAACCUGCUUAACACUCAGUUAACCUUCCAGGCCAUCCACAAACCAAGGGUGAAUCCUUUGGUGUCCUUCAGUGAGAACUACACCUGCUCCGACUCAGAGGAAUGUCCGGAGAAAGGAGAGAAACUGGCCAUUCCCAAGCGCUUACGGAGAAGUUUGCCCCCAGGACUGCUGAGACGAGUGUCCUCAACUUGGACCACAACAACAUCAGCCACAGGAUUACCUACCCUGGAGCCAGCUCCGGUGAGAAGGGAUCGCAGUGCCAGCAUCAAACCCCAUGAAUCAUCUUCAUCCAGCCCUGACUCCUGGAACAGCUCAAUUCUGAUGACAAUCACAAAGAGCAGGUCGUUCUCCACCUCCUAUGCCAUGUCUUCUACCAACCACCUGAAUGCCAAAAGGCAGAGCCGGCAAGGUAUCCCACCAAAUAUUUCACCUCUCACCUCCCCGUGCCAUUCACCAAUUCAGGGGACCCCUGCCACGAGUCCUACUGGAAAAACAUCUUCUGUGUCAUUUCCAGACUCUACAGAUACUGACACCAAGCAGGGCUUAAAGCCACACAAAGUCUUAACUUCUUCUCAGAGUGCACCUCCACUGUCAGAUCCUGUUAUCAGCCCCUCUGUCAUCUGCAGCAGCUGUGGCAGACCCUAUAACCAAAUAGAAGCUGGUGAUGGGACACUAAAUAGAAAUGAUGCUACCACACACACCCUGAACAGAACAGAUGAUCCUGCCCAAGCCACUUCUGACUACGAGACCAACAACAGCGACAGCAGCGACAUCGUGCAGAACGAUGACGAGACAGAUUGCUCCAAGGAGCAGACACGGAAGGGAUCUGUCUGUAGGUCCUACACACCUGAGACCAUCAUCCUGCAUCCCUUGACACCACCUGAGGACAAGCCUGUACUUGCUCCUGAGCCUCUGGUUAUGGACAACCUGGAUCCCCUGAUGGAGCAGCUAAAUAGUUGGAACUUCCCAAUCUUUGAUUUGGUGGAAAAAAUUGGAAAGAAAUGUGGUCGGAUUCUCAGUCAGGUAUCAUACAGGCUUUUUGAAGACAUGGGACUGUUUGAAACCUUUAAAAUACCAGUGAGGGAAUUUAUGAAUUACUUUCAUGCCUUGGAAUGUGGAUACCGAGAGAUACCUUAUCACAACCGAAUCCAUGCAACUGAUGUUCUACAUGCCGUGUGGUACCUGACAACUCAGCCCAUCCCGGGGCUCCCAACUGUGAUUAAUGACCACGGGUCAGCAAGCGACUCAGAUUCUGACAGUGGAAUCACUCACGGCCACAUGGGUUAUGUGUUUUCGAAGACAUACACACCUACAGAUGACAGCUAUGGAUGCCUGGCUGGCAACAUCCCUGCCCUUGAACUGAUGGCUCUUUAUGUAGCUGCAGCCAUGCAUGAUUAUGAUCACCCAGGAAGGACCAAUGCCUUUUUGGUAGCAACGAGUGCUCCUCAGGCAGUGCUGUACAACGACCGCUCCGUCCUGGAGAACCACCACGCCGCUGCUGCCUGGAACCUCUUCAUGUCGAGGCCAGAGUACAACUUCCUGGUCAACCUCGACCACGUGGAGUUCAAGCAUUUUCGCUUCCUCGUCAUCGAGGCAAUUUUGGCUACUGACCUGAAGAAACACUUUGAUUUUGUCGCCAGAUUCAAUGCCAAGGUGAAUGAUGAUGUUGGAAUCGACUGGACUAACGAGAACGACCGCUUGCUGGUUUGCCAGAUGUGCAUCAAACUGGCCGACAUAAACGGGCCUGCAAAAUGCAAAGAUUUGCAUCUGCAGUGGACAGAAGGCAUCGUCAAUGAGUUUUAUGAACAGGGUGAUGAAGAGGCCAGCCUGGGCUUGCCCAUCAGUCCUUUCAUGGACCGCUCUGCCCCUCAGCUGGCACACCUCCAGGAAUCUUUCAUCACUCACAUUGUGGGACCACUAUGUAACUCCUAUGACUCAGCGGGGCUGAUGCCAGGAAAGUGGAUAGAAGAUAGUGAUGAAUCAGGAGACACUGAUGAGCAAGAAGAGGAAGAAACAGCAGAAAUGGAAACUUGUGAAAAUGCCGAAUCCAGAAAGAAGAAGUUCAAGAGGAGGAAAAUCUACUGUCAGAUCACUCAGCACCUGCUUCAGAACCAUAAAAUGUGGAAGAAAGUAAUUGAGGACGAGGAGAGGUUAGCUGGGUCAGAGAAGCAAGGUGCAGAGCAAUCCCCACUGCACCAAUCUUCAGAACAAAUCCAGGCCAUCAGGGAAGAGGAGGAGGAGAAAGGGAAGCCCAAGAAGGAUGAAGAGGAGAACACAACUGUAGAACCAAACCAAUGACAAUAUUUACAGCAGUAUUUUAAGACAGAUUGACUUGUGCACAGACUCUUUCUCAAGCCAGCACAGCAUUUAGACACAACACUGUAGAAGUAUGGGAUAAUGCGCCUACAGCUGUUUAAUUUGUUUCUCUUUCCUUUUUAUGGUGAGGUACAUUGUUUAAACUCCUAUGCUCAAGGAAGCUUUCACACUGCAACACCGGCUUUUACAGACUUUCUUUAAAGAGAUUUGGGGGUGGGUGGAAUUAUAUAAAUAUAUAUAUAUAGCCAGGGUUAUUGGCUGCACACUUCAGCAAAAUACAUUUAGUGAUAUAUUAUGGUCACUGUGAUAUUUACAGAAGAAAGUUAUCUAAGGAAAUGCUGCUUCUGAAGAACAUUUGCAGUUAACAGUAAGGUACCAGUUAAGUAGCUUUUGCUCUUAAUGCUGAGGGAUAAAAGUUCCAAAGCUUUAUAUGAAUGCUGAUAUAUCCUGCCAACACAUAUGUGUGUGUGAGGGGGUGUUUGCAAGUGUGAGUGGAUGUGUGGAAAUAUAGCAUAGUUUGAGUUCUUAUUACACUAGCUGUAGCACGUGUCCCAGUACAUGACAACAAACAGAAGGCCCGGAUUUUAGAGAAUUUGUGCCCACCAGGGAAAUGGAGCCCAUUUUGAGGAGCUCUGCAUUCCCCAUAGGCCUCCAAGUCCCAGUUUGCACUCCAGCUGCAGGCAGCAGCCUUUCAACAGAGACCACGCUGGCCCAGGCUGCCAGCCUGCCCUGUCCGGCUGUGCGGGCUCCUCCUCCUCCUCUUCCUCAGCACUUCCCGCACUGCUGGCGAAAGGGAUGUGCCAGGAAGGUGUAUUUUCCAAAGGGGGUCGAGAGGGACUGUGUGACACACUGCUCUGUUCCCCUGGAGAGGACCUGGCCCUCUGUGUGAAUGGCUGUGUGGGGCAGCGUGUUUGGGCAGGAGGGAACAGAGAGCAAACGUGUCCUUGGAAGCGAGAGGCGCACUGUCAGUUCCUACCGCAACCUAACACCUCCAUGCAUCAAUGACCAAAUAUAUCAUUUAAGAACAAAGCUAAACUGCAUCUUGGGAGAGCAAAAGAAGGGGAGUGGGGAGGCCAUUGUCUCCUCAGAGCAAUGCAGGCAAUGCAUUAGGAGCAGCGUGGGGGACAGAUGCCAGUCCUGCAUCCACUGGACACUCGUGUGUCUCAGCAACCACUCACAUGACCUUCAGAGAACUCGGUUUUUCAGUGUGAGGUGCUGGAUGGGAGCAGUUUGUUGCUGGCAUUCUGCUUAGAAGCAGCAUGUUUGGUCCCACCGAUAUACAUUUUUUUCCUUUUUUCAUUUUUUUUUUUUUUUAAGAGAAAGAAAAAGAUCAGGCCUGUAAGAAGAGCAGAUCUUUUUUUUGUUUGUUUGUUUGUUCUGUUCAUUUGUUUUUCUCUGUUGUUUAUGCUGUGAGCCAAAUGUCUAUUUAAAAAGUUGGAUAUUCACUUUCAAUAUUUUAUUUCACGAUAUUAUAUUUGUCAAUGAUUAGCUAUCUAGAUGUAAAUAUGGAAAAAUUUUUAUGGGUUCCUGUAGAUAAUGAUAUCUUUAAGAAAAAAAAAAAAGAAAAAGAAAAAAAGGGAAAAGUUGUUUUGUAAAGAUAAUUUUUUUAAAAAUAAAUACAAAAACAUUUUUAUACAGUGUAGCCAUUUCAAAACCCCACAAAGUCUUGAGUAAUUUGUAUAGACCCUUAUGGGAAGCCAGUGGUCUAUAGAAUCAAGGCUUCAAAAUAUUAAUGCUCUUGGGGACUGGCCGCACCAACCAGUACCACACAAUUUAGAGACUUGUUCCCACAGAAGGAAUUAUAUACAUAAAGCUCAGUAUCUCUCAAUAAUUAUUUGACUAUAUGUACUUUUUAUACUUUGAUCCUGCAGCCCUUUACUAAGAAGAGGUUUGCUUGUGAAAGGCAGAGUUCGUAGAAGUCUUUUCUGUAUUAAACUUCUGACAUUACACUCAUCACUUUUUGCCAUUGUUACACAUUCAAAUUUCAUGAUCCUAUUGAUACCUCCCCAAAAACAUUGGAAAACAUUCUCUAUCAAAGCCAAUCAACAUGUGUGUUAUUACUUCAGGGGUUCUUUUAGCUUUGCAUUUCUGUCAGAGUGAACUUUCGCUCAAAACAGGAUUUGGGGUUUUUACUGGUUGCAUUUGCCUGAUAUGAUCCCAUUCUGGAUUUCUACUCUUAGCAGUAGAAAGUUUGCCUUUCAGGAGAGUGACUAGAGCACAGUUCUGAAUGCUCUUAUUGGCAGAACUAUUUAGUAAGUGCUUUCCACUGAAAUCAGAAAAGCAAAUUGCACUGUUAUUUUAAAGGCAAAGGACAUAGCAGAAUUCACUCAAAAGAAAAAAUGAUAUCUCCAAGACCUCAACCAGUCUCCAACAAUUCCACCUUGCACUGUUUUCACACCUCUUUAGUCACUUUGAUUGAUCAUUUUAUUUGGGUUUUUCUUGUACAAGUGGUAUGCAUACCUUAUAGUAUGGGAAGGGUUUAUUAUUCCUCAUUCUGUCCUUUAAAAAUUAAACUUACAGAGAUGCUUUAAAA